Molecule: messenger RNA, 1707 nt
Organism: Daphnia pulicaria
Lineage: Eukaryota; Metazoa; Arthropoda; Branchiopoda; Diplostraca; Daphniidae
Product: FAD-dependent oxidoreductase domain-containing protein 1-like
Exons: 8
Coding region: 89-1672 (527 amino acids)
Cellular component (GO): cytoplasm
Molecular function (GO): oxidoreductase activity
Source: RefSeq, a predicted model, not a curated record
UUUGUUAUUGUAGUCUGCUACGACUGAUUUGUUUCUGUGUUCUGUCUGUCUUCCUGCUCGAUUUGAUUAUUUACUACACGUGAGAGAAAUGUUUAAUCGUGCAAUAACCGGCGUCCAAUUAAAGCCAUGGUUGAAGUCAAAAUAUCUUGUGCAAAGUUUAUCUUUCCCAGUGAGAUCUUUUUGCAAUAGUCAGAUAAAAUAUUCUAACAAAGGAGACGAGUCAGAUAAACCUCUUUCUAAUGUUGUUCCCGAUUUUCAAUCAGAACUUUUCGAAGAAACACGAUGUCCACCAUUAACUCAGCCCCUCAAACCUUUCCUACACCCUAUUAAAAGGUCAUUUGAUUAUUUGGGCAUCACUGGAAGGAAUGAUCCCCAAACACACAAUAACCUUUAUUUUCCACGCCAUUGUGAUAUUGUUAUUAUUGGUGGUGGAAUAAUGGGCUGUUCUAUUGCCUAUUGGCUGAAGCAAAGAGGUCACGAUAAUGGAUUGAGGGUGAUUGUAGUUGAAAGAGAUCCAAAUUACACGAGAGCCUCCACUGUUUUGUCAGUUGGUGGUUUACGUCAGCAGUUCUCACUGCCAGAAAACAUCCAAAUGUCUCUGUUUGGAGCAGAGUUUUUGAGAAAUGCUAAGAGAUUGUUAUCAGGUGAAAACUUGGAGGGUCCUGAUGUACAGUUUCACCCCUAUGGAUAUCUAUUUCUGGCCACACAGAAAGGUGCUGAUCAGCUUAUAGAAAAUCACAAACUUCAAACAUCUUUAGGAGCAAAAAUAAAACUGUUUUCUCCUUACAAACUUAAAGAAAAAUUUCCAUGGAUCAACACAGACGGUGUGGAAUUAGCUUCCUUUGGACAAGAAAAUGAAGGCUGGUUUGAUCCAUGGGCAUUGCUAAACGGGUUCAGGAAUAAGGCAAUAGAAUUGGGGGUCGAAUUUGUUAAGGCGGACACGGUGGGAUUUGAAACAGAGGAUACGCUUGUGCAUUCCAAGCCUGGUGUCGGGGAGAGCUUUAAUUACAACAAGCUUAAAAGAGUCCACGUUCGAUUGACUAACGGAGAGGUUAGAACGAUUGAUUUUUCGUUAUGCGUAAUGGCAGCUGGUGCUCAAUCUGGUGAAGUGAGUAAAUUGGCUGGAAUUGGAAUAGGAACCGGCUUAUUGCGUAAAGCUCUACCUGUUGAACCCAGAAAGCGUUAUGUUUAUUGCUUUCAUGCACCAGACGGUCCAGGACUCGAUUGUCCUCUUACAGUGGAUACCACUGGUUCCUACUUUAGGCGUGAAGGACUUGGAGGACAUUACAUAGCUGGAAAAUCUCCUACUGCAAACGAAGAACCUGGAAUUGCUAAUUUAGAUGUUGAUUACACCUUUUUCGAUCAGCAGGUGUGGCCAGAAAUAGCGCAACGUGUUCCUGGAUUUGAAAACAUAAAGCUCAAGAGUGCUUGGUCUGGUUAUUAUGAUUACAAUACCUUCGACCAAAACGCUGUAAUCGGUUCUCAUCCAUAUCAUGGCAACCUUAUGUUUGCAACUGGCUUCAGCGGUCACGGAAUACAACACGCCCCUGCUGUAGGAAGAGCUAUUAUGGAACUUGUUGUGGACGGAAGAUUCAAAGACAUUGAUUUAAAACGUUUUGGAUUUGACAGAAUACUAACAAAUCAUCCUGUUUUUGAACAAAAUAUUGUAUAAUAGUGAAAAUAAUAAAGUUUCAGGAUUUCCCUUGA